This is a messenger RNA of Sebastes umbrosus (honeycomb rockfish), 1790 nucleotides long. RefSeq names its product forkhead box F2a (gene foxf2a). Bases 296 to 1414 code for a protein of 372 amino acids. Gene Ontology annotation, cellular component: nucleus. NCBI's taxonomy places the organism in Eukaryota, Metazoa, Chordata, Actinopteri, Perciformes, Sebastidae. Gene Ontology annotation, biological process: regulation of transcription by RNA polymerase II; animal organ morphogenesis. Gene Ontology annotation, molecular function: DNA-binding transcription factor activity, RNA polymerase II-specific; RNA polymerase II cis-regulatory region sequence-specific DNA binding. The transcript has 2 exons. The record is from RefSeq and is a predicted model, not a curated record.
UGGCCAGAUGGGGAGGGAGAAGUUCCUGGCGAUUUCUUGGAGGGAUUUGGGAGGGGGGGAUUGAGAGAUUUAAGAAUUGAUAGGUGGUCGAGUUGUGUUUGGCCGGCUGGAUAUGCGCAGGAGCUUUAUUUCCCCUCCUCUCUUAUGGGAUUAUUGCCAGCGAUGGACAGAGAGAGAGGAAGGAGGAACAGCCAGCUGGUGUUUUCUGGACUUUCACGGUUAUAAACGCGCAGAGCAUUGCAAAGGGAGCUUUUAAUCAUCGUUGAAAUAAAGGAAAAGUUAGUGUUAUAGAACCAUGACAACCGAGAGCUCCUCCAAGCAACUUUUGCAUCCAUCUAAUGCAGCUCUGCAGAGCGCGCAGCCAGUGAUGGAGAUGGAGAGCAGCGCGCAAAACAACGCAUCAUCACCCAAAUGGAAAAAGGGAAACUCUGGCUUGAGGCGCCCAGAAAAGCCUCCCUACUCCUACAUCGCCCUCAUCGUGAUGGCAAUCCAAAGCUCUCCCACCAAAAGGCUGACUCUGAGUGAGAUCUACCAGUUCCUUCAGGCCCGCUUCCCUUUCUUCAGAGGCUCCUAUCAGGGAUGGAAGAACUCCGUCAGACACAACCUGUCUCUGAACGAGUGUUUCAUCAAGCUGCCCAAAGGUCUCGGCAGACCAGGCAAGGGCCACUACUGGACCAUCGACCCGAGCAGUGAGUUCAUGUUCGAGGAGGGCUCGUUUCGUCGCAGACCUCGCGGGUUUCGUAGGAAAUGCCAGGCUUUGAAGCCAAUGUACCGGAUGAUGAAUGGCAUAGGGUUUGGUGCGUCCAUGCUGCAGCAGAACUUUGAUUUCCAAUCACCUCCAGGCGCAUUGGCGUGCCAUAACAGCUACAACAUAGACCUGAUGGGUAACACGGUGCCAGGUGGGUUUGAGGGACUAGGAGGAGGACAUCACGUCCCACACAUGUCCUCAGGCUCCGGGUCAUCGUACAUGGCCUCUAAUGGAGACUAUUGCGCAGACAGCAGCAGCAGCAGCUCCCUGCAGGCCUCCACAGCCAUGUUGGACUGUCAGUCUCCGUAUGCAAACACAGCUUCACACUGGAGUUCACCUGCAGUGUCUUCAUACAUCAAACAGCAGCAGCUGGCAUCAAGCAGUCCCACUUCAUCUUCUUCUUCUUCUGCUCUGCACACGGCUGGGAUGUCAUCUUACUCUCUGGAUCAGGGCUACCUGCACCAUAACGCACGAGACUCCUCAGAGAUUGCAGUGGGACUGUCUCGAUACUCCAGCCACUCAGCUCCUGUGUGUGACAGGAAGGACUUCGUUUUGAACCUAAAUGGCAUCUCUUCCCUCCACCCCAGCACCAGCGGAUCUUACUAUCACCAGCUCCAUCACCAUCACCAAAGUGUCUAUCAGGAUGUAAAGCCGUGUGUCAUGUGACAAAACAACCAAAGACAGAACUGUCUGGAACCUACCUGCCAAAUGUAACGAUCAGGUGGAGUUAUUUUAUCAGGAUCUUUGGUGAAAAUGGCAAUUUUAUUCCCUUCCAGUCAGUGUCAGUGACCUUUGACCCUUAAUAGUUAUGAUGUGAGGACUUUGUUUUGCCACUCACAUAACAUGACUGACUUUACACACAUAUGAAUAAGCAAUAUCAACAGUUUUACUGAAAAAAUACGUACACAUACCUGAAUUAAUCUUUAUUCAUGCACUUAAUUUUGUGUUCCUGAAGUUGCUGAUUUUCUGCAGCACACCAUUAAAGAGAUUUAUUUUUAAAGGAGAAUUUGGAAGUGUUUUUAGCAAUAAAAGGUUUUUUUUU